AUGGCCGACAAUUCGCAACAUAACCUUGCACUGUCAACGGACUCUCCAGCUCGAACACCAGUACCCAGUAUCACUACAACGGCAGCUCCAGAACAAUUCACCAAAAUGGACGUCACUGGCUCCAAUACACCCGCAGACCUCUCCGGUGCCUCCGCAACACAGGUGCGACCAGGCGGCGCGCCCGCCCGCGUCUACCUAAAUGAAAAAAUCGUGCCGCAUCUACUCGAAGGAAUGAAGACCGUUGCGCGAGAACAACCAUCGGAUCCGCUGCGAGUCCUCGGGGAAUUUUUAAUUCAAAAGAGUGGUGAGUUGGAGGGCGAUGCGAGGAAGGACUAG
Molecule: messenger RNA, 336 nt
Organism: Penicillium manginii
Lineage: Eukaryota; Fungi; Ascomycota; Eurotiomycetes; Eurotiales; Aspergillaceae
Product: DPY30/SDC1 family protein
Exons: 3
Coding region: 1-336 (111 amino acids)
Source: RefSeq, a predicted model, not a curated record